Anthostomella pinea is the source of this 750-nucleotide messenger RNA. NCBI's taxonomy places the organism in Eukaryota, Fungi, Ascomycota, Sordariomycetes, Xylariales, Xylariaceae. The record is from the annotation of a GenBank genome assembly.
AUGUCGACACAAUAUGACGCGAUUGGCCAGAAAUACAAGUCCAUGUCAGACUUGCCGUCUCAAGCACCAGAAAAGCCGAGUGUCCUGAACGUCCUUGGCGAUGUCGAAGGACUCAAUUGCCUGGAUCUCGCUUGUGGAUUGGGCCGCUGGUCUCACACUCUCCUAGAGCAAGGCGCAGCACAUGUGACCGGAAUUGACAUAUCAGCGGGUAUGAUCGAUUCGGCGAGAGCAUCGCUCAGAGACCUUCCAGAAUCGCAAAGAGCGAAGGUCGACUUCCAGGUCGGAGACUGCGGCAAGCCUUUUGCAGCGCCACAUGGGCCAUUCGAUGUGACACUCGGUGUAUGGUUUCUGAAUUACGCUUCGAAUUACGAGGAAAUGGCCUCUAUGUGGCAGAACAUCGCGGCAAACCUCAAGCCUGGCGGGCGAUUCGUGGCGCUGACGUCAAAUCCCUUUGUAGGCCUUGAAGCACCGUUUGACGAUCGCUACGGGAUCGAUCUCACAACACUCGGUAGAACAGAGGAAGGCGGGUGGAAAUGUAGAGUCACUGGCUAUACGCAACCGGAGCCUGUCGAAUUCGAGAACUAUCACCAACCAGAAGAAGUCUACGAGAGGGCUGCAGCCGAAGCCGGCAUGCAGAAUCUGACAUGGCGGUCCCACGUCUUGCCAAACGACGGACGACCAGAGGGCUACUGGGACGUUUACAAUCUGAGACCUCAUUACAGCCUCUUGACAGCGGUCAAACCGGAAUAG